AUUUUUGAGAGUUGCUAUGUCCAAGCAUGUUUUAAUAGGAGCAUCUGCAGGGUUUAUCACGGGAAUAGUUACAACUAAAGUAGGAAAAUCAGCAGCGCUUGCUCUUGGAGGAGGGAUGCUGUUACUUCAGGUUUUAAAUGAAAUGGAGGUCAUUACUAUAAAUUGGGAUCGAGUCAAUCAUACAAUCAGUAAUACACAUGAAGAAAACAUAGUUAAUGGUGCAGUUUUAUAUUUGAAAAAGAUUAAAGAAUUUGUACAGAAUAAAAAUGUAUGUUUAACUUAUGGAUUUUUAGCAGGAUUUUUGAUUGGAAUAGCAACAUAAAAUCA
This is a messenger RNA of Diabrotica virgifera virgifera (western corn rootworm), 327 nucleotides long. Its product is annotated as FUN14 domain-containing protein 2-like. The coding region runs from base 17 to 322 and encodes 101 amino acids. The transcript has a single exon. Gene Ontology annotation, biological process: autophagy of mitochondrion. The record is from RefSeq and is a predicted model, not a curated record. Lineage: Eukaryota; Metazoa; Arthropoda; Insecta; Coleoptera; Chrysomelidae. Gene Ontology annotation, cellular component: mitochondrial outer membrane.